AUGCUUGAUUCUGGUAGUAGACUUGAUAAUGUUCUCUCCACUUUAACUUCUUCAAUUGGCACCGGGCGUGUUGGCCUUUCGGCGUCUGUCACCAAGGUGAAGGAGUGGUUGGGGAAAUAUAAUGAGGAAGUUGGCAGGAAGACUGGAGCAGUGACCGAUGGAUUAUCUGCACUUAUAGGUGUGAAUGAGAAUUAUUUUCAAGCCGUCUCAGGUACAAACACAAGGCCACUUAGGGAGCAGCUCAGCGCAUGGACCGGGACCCUGGAGAAGAUUGAGAGAGACAUUAGCGCCACUAGUAGCCACGCUAGCGAAUUAGAUGACGCACUUAAGACUAAUUUAAUGCACGAAAUAAAACCACUUAGCACGGCAGUCGAACUGCUGAAAACAUCUGCGUCGGAUCCUGCUUAUCAGGGUCAAGUGGGCACAGUAGAUGAUGAGUUUGGGGCGCAGAAACGAAAGGUGGAGCGGGCGAUUGAACAAAAAUCCGAUGAGCUUCAGAAUACUGUGCGGACCAAGCUAACUGAAAUAGAUGACAAAAUAGAUGUCAUUGAACUUCAGCAUAGCAGUACGUUGCAGGCUUUGUUGGCGUCAGUUCAGCAGUUGGAAAAGGGUCUACUUCAAGCUGACACGGAGGCGAAAAGGUUGGAACAAGAUUAUAAAGCUGAAAUUGCUGUUAAAGUGAAUGACAUUAAUGAUACAGUCAAGGUACUUGGAACGGACACUGUUUCAGGUGGUCUCCAAGAGGUUUUCAAAACGGUUAGUGCACAGUUGGAGGUGCUUGGGCGUAAGCUGGCGGAGCUGGUUGGUCUGGCUGCGAGUGUUAAGCCGACGGUGAACGCUGGUUUAAUUCAAAUUACUGCCCAGUUGAAUCCUCAGAUUCAGCAGCUUAAGGAGGGAAUUAGAGAACAAAUAUUGGCGUACAUUAAGAGUCAGUUGGGAGAGAGAAUUAUGAUUGCGAUCGAAGCGAAGACUAAUGACAUUGCGCAUAAAACAACGGCAAGUGAACACCCAGGACACCUAGACAGAAUUUUAAAAGACGUACAAAAUUAUGCUGGGGUGGUUGGACAGAGGAUUGAGCAGACAGUGCAGGGGUGGCUUGAUAAAAUAGUGGAGGAGGCGGGAGUGAACAUGCAUAUUACGUACUAUGUUCAGUAUAACAAGCUGAAGCUGCCACAUCGUUUUAAACCGACAUAUAAUGGUAUGAAAGAUGAGGACGCAGUGAAAACAGCUAUUAAGGAUAAGAUUAUGGGAGCACUGAGGGGCCGUUCGCUGAGCACACCAGCAGGCAGGGGCACAACGGUGCAAGAUGUUUUAAAAGAGAUCAGCGGGUUAUUUACUAGCGUUGCUGAGGCAAUGGAGGCAAUAGAGCACGCCGGAAAUAUACUUACAAGCGUUGAGGAAGAAGUUUUGAAAGCUGAUCCGUCAGUCAAAUCAGAUCCUACCUAUACCCCGUAUCAAUCCUAUCUCACAAAUGCCAUUCAAGCCACACUUCUACAACUACCUCUUAUAGCCCGGCAAACGGCAUCAGAAAUUGAGUCCUUUGCGGUAAAUUGUAAAAUAGAAAGCAACGUAGAUGCGGCGGUUACCGCGAUUAAGGGGCUUGGCCAGCAACUCAAGGACACAGUCUGCAAAAUUCCUACCGGCGAUCGCUCCGGCCAACUCGGUCAACUUGGCAAUCUUGGCAUCCAAAUCAAUAGCGAUCUCGGGGACUAUGCCAUACAAGUACAACCCCAACUCGACGAACUAUUAAAAGAUGCAGUUAAAAAUGGUAUAAGCAUGUUAUAUGUCAAGGUGAAUAAGGUCGUUGAAACUGACCUUCGUAGCAUUGAGCAUACGAUAGGAAACCACAUAGAUAGGCUGAGGAAGGAUCCCGAUAACUCGAAGUCAGGCUAUAUUCAGACGCUCAUCGAUCAGCUUCAGCAAAAGAUUACUAAGCUGAUACCCAUCGUUCGUGGUGUUAACGAUAUGGCCAGGAACACUAUAAAAGGCCAGGUGACGUCUUUGAAAGAUCAAGUUAAUGAGGUAAACCAGAGAGCUAUUGAAAUUGCUACAGCUAUAAAGGCAUUCAAUAAGGCUCUCCAGGAAGCCAUCAAAGCAGCACAAUCCACCGUUGAACAGGCGCGUGGUCACCUGCGAGAUAAAAUAUCCAGAGUGCAACGUGAGCUCACCCAAAUCGCCGAAGCAGCCUUCACAGCCGUCAAAGAAGCAGUUCAAUCCAUGUUCUGUGAGCAGCACAAAGCUAACUUAACAGCGUUACACAAAUUGGCCACCAACCAACAAGUUGUCAUUACAGGAAUAAUCGAGAAGGACAAAAUCAGCGGUGUCAAGGGAAUGCUAAGUAAAUUAAAAGAUAAUUAUACUCCGAGACUGGAGGAAAUUACAAAAAUUAAUUCUCACAUUUCGCUCAUCGAUCCUCCGCAAUAUUCGCCGCUGAGCCAGGCAACAAAGAUUUUGAAUGCCGGUUUUAACGAUUUUUUCCAAAAUUUGCAAGAACAAGAGGAUUUCACUGAUGACUUCAAGAAAGUUGCGGACUCCAAGGAAUCCUUGGCCAAAUUACUUGAUGGUCUCGCAACCUCCGAGCAUUUCGACAACAAAUUCAGUGACAACCUGGAGGAACUUGAAAAGAAAAUCGCCGCUUUCCAGCCUACAAAAUUCGGCGACGCCAAAAGUCCGUUGCUGCUGGAUGCGUUGCAUAUGGGAUUUUUGCCAUUCGUCAAGCAGCUGGAGAAGGCGUACGUCUCAGCGUACUCCGGAGACUGCUGGAACAGCAAAAACGGAGAUAAGUGCGCGAGAAUAGUGUUGACUAUAAUUGAGGCUCUGGAACAUGAUAUCGGUCGCUUAAGAGCGGAUUGCAUAAUGAAUGCCAGCUCACAGAUGAAAAUAAUUUCAAGCAACAAUCUUGGUAAAUGGUUCCAGGACCGUGGCUUCACGGUGCCGGAAGAUGACAAGACGCAGAAUGGUUACUUGGACAGGAGAAAAGGCAUAAAGGAAAUUAAAUGGGCCCUUAUAGGCGGUGACAAGCACGUUUACAAAACAAAAGAAACACCAUGUGAAGACAUUCCUUAUAAACUUUUGCUUUGUUUUCAACAGUACAACAAAGUUUGUCACUUACGUAUUUCGACCCCAGCCAAAUAUCCGUCUUCAGUUAGAGACAUGUUGGCGUGGAUGACGGGCCUACCUCACACUAGUGUGUACAGUAAAAUUAAUGGUUAUUGUAAAUCAUUGCUUGAUAAAGAUGAGUCGUAUAAGAAGGACAGUGUCAUCUUACCCAUGCUUGAGCGUAACUUAUCCAGCUACAUAAACUCCACAACACAAAGGGCACACGAUGUCCUUGUUACAAUCUCCGGUAAUGGCCGUGGUUUCGACCAGGCCGACUACCCGUAUGCCUGCGAGUACUCUAAUAAUUCUCGUGGUUUCCAUUAUCCGAAUGAUGUUUCCAGUUUGCUUGGUAUGCUAAGAGAAGUGUGUCAACGUCUACUAUGUGCACUGUAUUUCACAUAUAGCAGAUGCCGUACACCAUCCCACGUACAUGGAUGGCGUGACUGCGCUUACGGCAAAGGUAUCUACAGCUUUGAGUGGGAUUGCGAUAAGCACCCAAAUUCGAAAUCAAAUUGCCAACCAAAAUCAUCACUUCAGUCUCACCUAAUGGACAACCUAGCGGGCUUUUUGCCGCACAAGUUAAAGUCCAACGUAACGUCACUUUCGUGUUCUAGUUGCAAGGGCAACCAACCGGGUCAGCAGUGUCUCACCCCAAUGGGCUUCUGGGACUUGACCGAGUCGGCGUCCAGGAAAGGUGUCGGCAAGGACAUUUUCAAUGCACUUGGUUUUCUAUGCAAAAAUGCCGAUUCACCUCUUUGUGCAUUGCUGCGUUGUUUAACCGCUCUUUGCCCCGUUGCGCCUAGAGGUCUCGCUGAUAUGUUCUCAUUAUAUUGUAAUGUUAUGCAACAGUGGCAAUCGACGGGGAAAUCAUAUGCCCAUGACGACGCAUACAAGGGGACGAUUGACGGCGCCAUUGAGAAAUGUUUCCCAUUCGACCCAUCGGUGCACAACUAUUACAGUGCUGAUAAUUUAACGUCGAAACUCAGAGAUUUGUAUUGCUCCGAUGGAGACCACAAAGGUCACAAAAACGACAAAAAUCACUGCGGUCUUCAAAGUUUGUCAACGAAACGUACUGUCGAUAUUGCCAAACGAUGCAGUGGCAACGGAACAUAUUGCGCUCCUUACCUUCAAUCGACGUCUCUCCAUUCCCACCAUACAUUCGCCCCCAAACACGCCGGAAUUUAUCUCUCUUGGAUCUCAUAUUUGACCUGGGAUUUGUGGAGUCUUCUCAAUGAAUUACUCGACUCGUUUAAAAAUGUGUCCUGCAAAAACCAUGGAUGCACAUCCUGUAAUUGUGCUCCCGGUAAGCAUGGUGUUUGUGACACGGAUCUGUCCAAACCACCCAGACCAGGUUGUCACUGCCCAUCCAUCGUCCAGUGCCGAGGAGUUAUGUCUACAUUUUACAAGUAUGGAUUUACCUUCCGCGUACCUGGCGAGUUAAUGGAACAUUUAAGCAAAAAGACGUGUGAUCAUUUUGUCAAACAGCUGAGCAAAGUGUUGCAUUCACACUACUUUAGAGAAUUAUUUAGAGAAAUCGAUGAAUUCAACUACUGCAUCCGCCUCCCAUUCAUGUCAUUAUUGUUAGCCCUCUGGUCGCUGUCGCUCCUGUACCUGCUGCACAUCGCCGUCGUCCGCCUCGACGUCCUGAGGAUACGCUCCCACCUGAGAUCACCCUCAAGCCACCGCAUCGCCGCGCAGUCCCUCCUCGCAGCGGCGCGCGUCAAGGCACUCGCCAACGUCAAGUACUUCUCACCGUAA
Babesia ovata is the source of this 4857-nucleotide messenger RNA. RefSeq lists its product as uncharacterized. NCBI's taxonomy places the organism in Eukaryota, Apicomplexa, Aconoidasida, Piroplasmida, Babesiidae. The record is from RefSeq and is a predicted model, not a curated record. The transcript has 2 exons. The coding region runs from base 1 to 4857 and encodes 1618 amino acids.